AUGUUGCAAGCAACCAUUACUGAUCACCUUUUGCUUGAAGAACUUCCGCCACUCGUAAUUUCUUUUCUUUCAGAUUAUCCUCCUUCUGAAAGAAGCCUUGUUGCGAAGAAACUUUUGGUGUAUGCUGUUAAAAAGCUAGAGCAAAGGUCGGAAAGGCAACAAAACCCAACUAGGCAAUAUUACCAACUACCCACUUGGUGGGCUCCUGAUCAUAAUAAAGAAAACAAAAGAAAGGAUAAAAAGCAUUCAACAUUACCAAUAGAGGAGCAGCUUUCGAGAAGGAUGAAUGACGGAAUGACUCAGACAUCUGAUGCUUACAUUCGUGCACCUGAAAAGGUGUCCAAAGGUACUCGUGGAUAUCAAAAUUUUAUUGCAAGUAAAAGUAUCACAUGUUUAACUCCAAGAUUAUUUUAUUUACAACAAAUGAUCAAUUUAUUUCCAAGUGAAAAGAAAAGAUUUAUUCCAAUCUGCUCGUCCUCCGAGCCUUCAAACCAUGAUAUCAUACCAUCAGAAAAUGAAGACGACGUUAAAAAUUAUAAUAUGCGCAAUAAGGACCCUUUCUUUGUUGCUUCAACAAAAAAACCAACAACAUAUGAACAUCUAAAGAAGCCACAACAGACAAAGGAUAUUAGACAUCCGCUCCGAACGCGUCAGAUACCAACCCAAACUAACACUGCCAAGCCAAGUAUUAAAGGUAUUAAAACAGGCAAAUGUUUUAGUAACACAGAUAAUCAUCAACCGGAACAUACGUCAAAACAUAAGCAGAUUGCUAAACUACAAUCUUUAAGUAAAAGUUCUCCGAAGGAUAAUUUUAGAGCUAGAUCUAAGAUUAGAUCGAAGAACAUAGCCGAGAUUGCUGAUGAGUUUCUUGAAAGUAAUUUUAUGGCUUAUAUUGAACCUCCACAUAAUAAAGAUGAUAGCUUAGAGAAUAAUGAAGAUUUGGAAGAAAUCAUUUAUAAAGCUAGACAAAAGACAUCUGUGUAA
Funneliformis caledonium is the source of this 984-nucleotide messenger RNA. The record is from the annotation of a GenBank genome assembly. NCBI's taxonomy places the organism in Eukaryota, Fungi, Glomeromycota, Glomeromycetes, Glomerales, Glomeraceae.